This is a messenger RNA of Carica papaya (papaya), 868 nucleotides long. Its product is annotated as GATA transcription factor 4-like. Gene Ontology annotation, biological process: regulation of DNA-templated transcription; cell differentiation. Gene Ontology annotation, cellular component: nucleus. The record is from RefSeq and is a predicted model, not a curated record. Gene Ontology annotation, molecular function: sequence-specific DNA binding; zinc ion binding. NCBI's taxonomy places the organism in Eukaryota, Viridiplantae, Streptophyta, Magnoliopsida, Brassicales, Caricaceae.
CCCUGUUCCCCCUUCACUAUCACUAUAUCAAUCUCUUCUCUUCCGUCAAACCCACUCUCUCUCUCUCUCUCUCUCUCUCUCUUCUACUCACUGAUUUACACUACAAAAAUGGAUAUGUAUGGAUUAUCCUCGCCGGAUUUAUUCCGCAUUGAUGAUCUUCUUGAUUUCUCCAAUGACGAUCUUUUCUCCGUCUCUUCCACAGCCGGCGCCAAUUCCUCUCUCGAAACCAUCACCACUACCACCUCUAAUUCCCUUCCACCGCAAAACCCUACUGCCCCUUUCAUCACUUUCCCUUCUCUCUCAACUGACUCCGCUUACGACCUCUGCGUCCCGACUGAUGAUGUAGCGGAGCUUGAAUGGUUAUCGAGAUUUGUGGACGAUUCAUUUUCUGAUUUCCCGUCUAACUCGGUUGUCGGAUCUGAUACGUCGUUGUUUCCGGGCAGAGCACGCAGCAAGCGAUCCAGAGCGACGAGCUGGACGUUGUCGCCGGAAGCGAAGGGGAAUAAAGAGCGUUCUCACCGGCAAUCGUCGCCGGAGGGAGGGGUUCGUCGGUGCACGCACUGCGCUUCCGAGAAGACGCCGCAGUGGCGGACGGGUCCUUUGGGUCCGAAAACUCUGUGCAACGCGUGUGGAGUUCGGUACAAAUCGGGUCGACUUGUACCCGAGUAUCGACCCGCCGCAAGCCCGACGUUCGUGCUGACUCAGCACUCGAACUCUCACCGAAAGGUGUUGGAGCUCCGGAGACAAAAGGAAGUGUUGAGGCAGCAGGAGCAAAAGCAUCAAGUGUGCUGACGUGUUUCAAUCUCCACCGUCUGAUCUGAGAUCAUGUACUGUUUGGAUGAAUAGUAACAAAUUCUCUUUAUUAAUU